Messenger RNA from Tetrahymena thermophila SB210, 2019 nucleotides. Its product is annotated as lipase maturation factor 2. Gene Ontology annotation, cellular component: endoplasmic reticulum membrane. The record is from RefSeq and is a predicted model, not a curated record. Gene Ontology annotation, biological process: protein maturation. The transcript has 12 exons. Lineage: Eukaryota; Ciliophora; Oligohymenophorea; Hymenostomatida; Tetrahymenidae.
AUGGGAAGGCAAGGAGAGAAUAUCCUUCUUUAUUAGUUCAUAUUCUUGAAAGGAAUGGCAUUUAUCUAUUUAGCAGCGUUCUUGUCCAUUUUUUAUGAAAUAAAUGCUUUGAUAGGUUACGAUGGACUUCUUCCUGUUCAUACCUACUUAAAAAGAUUAAGUAAUAAUGGAAUUAAUAAAGACAUGAGCAUAGUGCCAACAAUUGUUUGGUGGGCACCUGAAAUUAUGGAGUACAUUAAAAAAGUUGUUCCUUCUUUGUCUGAAUUCGAUAGCUACGAAACUCUCCUUCAUUUAAUUUGCUUAAUUGGAGUAUUAUUGAGUCUUUUAGCUUUGCUAUCAAAUAAAUUUAUGAACUUCUUGGUUUAUUUGAGCCUCUGGUUUUUAUAUUUAUCUAUUUUCUCUGUAGGAUAACUAUUUUUCUCAUUUUAAUGGGAUAUUAUGCUUUUAGAAGCUGGUUUUCUUACUAUUUUUAUUACUCCAACUGUCAGAAACGGAUAAUUGAUAGUUGAUGAGAUAUCUUCAGUAACUAGAGAUUUAUUGAAAUGGCUUUGCUUUAGGUUGAACUACGCCAGUGGAGUUGUCAAACUAACAAGUUAAUGUCCUACAUGGUGGUAAUUGACAGCACUUCAUUAUCAUUUUGAAAGCUAGCCUCUCCCCAAUCCUAUUUCAUACUAUUUUCACUAGCUGCCAUCUUGGUUGAAGAAAUUAUUCGUAGCUUAGAAUUUUAUUACUCUAAUAGGAGGAUCUUUGCUCAUAUAUUCCCCUUUUAGAAGAUUCAGACAGUUUGGUGGUUUAAUGCUUCUCAGUGAACAAUUUAUGAUAAUCUUAACUGGAAAUUAUAACUUCUUUAACUUCUUAACUGUUUUGGUCACUUUAGCUACAUUUGAUGAUAAAUUUUUAAAGUAUUGGACACCUAAAUUUAUCUUAAGUCUACUUGGAGACUACAAUGAUUGCAUCAAAAAGCCUUUAAAAAAAGAAACUAAAUCUAAAGAUUUAAAAAAUGACCCAUAUUCCCCUCUAAUGAAAAAAUUGAAGCUACUAAUUUGCAUUUUAAUAUUUAUUGCUAUGGUUAUCUAUGCGUACUUAACAUAUUUCCCAUUAGAAGCUAUUUUUGAAAAUGGUAAAGUAGACUUCACCCUUGCAGAUAUUAGAGUUAAUUUAGUCAAUGGAAAAGUCCCUAUUGUAGCUUUAAUAGCUUCUAUGUUAUUUUGUGUACACAAUCUCUUCUGUUAUUCUCUUAAAUAUAAUAGCUAAAAGAGCGUUAUUGUUAACACAAAAAGAUUAUUUGCAAUUACCUUUGGGUUUAUUAUGUAUAUGCUCACUUCCUACACAUUCUUUGCAGGAUUGGAUAAAGAAAUGUUUUAAUUCCCAUUAAACAUACCCUUGUUAUCACAACUUUAAUAAUAGUCUCAGCCAUUCCACAUUUCUAAUAGUUAUGGGUUAUUCAGAGUUAUGACUGGUAUAAAUGGUAGAGAAGAAUUAAUUUUUGAAGUGAGUGAAGAUGGAAUUAAUUAUCAUGAAAUAACACUUUUUUAUAAACCAGGACCAAUAGAUUAACCAUUAAGAUUUGUUGCACCUUAUCAUCCUAGAUUUGAUUGGCAACUUUGGUUCUCAGCUAUGAGACCUCAUAUUAAUGAAGCUUAUCUAUUAAACUUCAUGUUCAAGCUGAUAAAUAACAAGCCUAGUGCUCUCAGUCUAAUAGAUCAUAAUCCAUUAAAGGGAAAGCAAAUAAAUUUCUUAAAUAUUAAAAAAUACAUUUAUUCUUACACUACUUUAGAAGAAAGAGCUAGUACAGGUAAUGUUUGGAAGAGGAAAGAUCCAUAGAUAAUGGCUGAAAGAGUUAUGAGAGUGCAUAAUAACUUGGAAAAGAGCUUAAAGCUAAUGAAUCAAGAAAUAGAUACUAAACGUUAUCCUAUUCACAUUUUGAGAGAAACUGUACCCCUAAUUGAAAUAGUGUGGACUCUUUUAGUGCUAAUUUUCAUUAAAAAUUUCCUCAAGAACAGAAAGAUAAAAGUAUGA